AUGUUCGCUGGAUUUCAGAAAGGUUACACUCAUACAAACGGAGGGCUAUCAGACUACACAUAUUGUAACCCUAACGGGGAGUGGAAAAAUCAGAAACUUCAUUGUGCAAAGGCCUGCACGGACCCGGGCGUUGUGACAAACGCCACGAUAUCAGGAGACACAACCUUCAACUACUACACCUCCCUCAAAUACUCCUGUAAAACUGGGAACUAUCUGAACGGUUCUGAAACGCUAUACUGUGAGCAUACAGGAAACUGGAAUGCUUCCCUUCCUACCUGUAAUUACGUGCGAUGUGGCGAUCCACCGAAAAUAAACAACUCAACAGUUACGGUGCCUACUGAUCCUGACUAUGGCAAACAGAUUACCUAUACAUGUGACGAGGGGUUCGUGACCAGGAACCCUGUAGCAACUUGUGGUAAACAAGGUACGUGGGAGGGUGUUGAGACUCGGUGUGACAUUGUUAACUGUACCAAACCGGCUGAUGUUCAGAACGGUUCUUUCGACAACUUGGGAUCGACUAGUUUAUUCCCAUUCAAAACCAAAGUUGAUGUCAGUUGUGACAGAGGCUUCAAAAUAGACGGCUCGUCUUCGAUAUCCUGUAGAUCUAACGGGACCUGGUCUCAAACAUCUUGUACUCGAAUCGAGUGUCCUCAACCUGCUGCAGUUCCUGAUGGAGGUUCCAAUUACACUGCUCCAAUUCACGUCGAUGGAAGGGUUAAGUUUACCUGCAGUAAAGGAUUCCAAUUAAAUGAGCUUCAGUUGUUUUUUGAGCGGUCUUCAUAUCCUACUGAUAUGGUGAGAGAGGUCAUCAGUGAUGUCAGAUCGAUACCAAGAACUUUACAGUACAAGGCAAAGGAUCAGGGUCCCCCUUCUUUCACACCAUGGAUUGUUACAUUCGGUGCGGGCUAUGAGGAAACCAAGGAAAAGGCUAAAGAGGCCAGUAACAUCAUCUCAAAUAGCCGUACAUGGAGCAGUGAGAACCCUGAGAGGAUCCCUAAACUCCAAGUGGUGACCAGGCGAGCCCCUAACUUAAAGGACACUUUAUUCAAGAGAAAGAAGCUUGCCUUAGGUUCAGAGUCAAGAACAACUGACCCAUGCACCAAACCUGGUGAGAAGAAGAAAGGUAGCCCCACUAUCCAAUGUCUCGAGUCUGGUGACUGGUCUACAGUUCAGCCUACUUGCGAGGAGAUAUUCUGCUUACCUUUAACUGACCCGCUUCACGGACAAGUUGAAUACACAACCGGAACAUGGACUAUCACACUCGAUGGCUGCCUGCCAAACAACUGCUCAGCACCCCAGAUCGCUGAUGGAUCUGUUGAUAUUGACUUGCCAACAUACACCAAUGGAACUUCUUUAUUAAUCACUUGUGACCACAACUAUAAGAAUUCAGAUCAUCAGAAACCUUUCCAGAACAGCACCUUUAACGUGAACACAACUUACCAUAGUACCUGCCUGACUGGGUACGAAGGGAACUUAACUGUUCAUUGCAAUGAGACUGGCUUCUGGGAAUACGAUGGAACCUGCUCCUUGGUUGAUUGCCCUGAUCCUGAUUUCAUCCCAUUCUCAAAUCAAACUCAGUCAACUGUGAUUUAUCAUUGGAAUGACACUAUAACAUUAAGUUGCAUGAAUGGAAGUGAUUUAAACGGAAACAGUACUGUAAAAUGUCAGGAUGACGGCUCCUGGACAAAGUAUCCGCAGUGUUUGAGGAAAUGUGACUCCCCACAAAUAGCAAACAGUUUUCUUAAUGUGACAGAUGCGUAUGCUUAUGCGAGUUCAGAUGCCUUAAACGUGACGUGCAAUGACAAUGCGAAGCUCUAUGGCAACGCUUCCAUCACCUGUAGCAACGGAACUUGGUCAGACUUGCCUACCUGUCAGAUAUACAGAUGUUACUCUCCUUCAGUAGGAUCACAUGCUAACAUAGAGGAUGUUACUGAUUGCCUGAACGGAAGUGAUAUGUAUGGAAACGAAAUUAUUGAGUGCCAGCACAACGGUGCUUGGACAAAUCCUCCCCAGUGUCUUCAAAGAUGUUCUCUACCUGAUAUAUUCCCCAACGAAAUAUAUUUCAGUUGCCUGAACGGAAGUGAUAUGUAUGGAAACGAAACUAUUGAAUGUCAGCAUGAUGGUACCUGGACAAAUCCUCCCCAGUGUCUUCAGAGAUGUUCUCUACCUGAUAUAGCAAACAGUAACCUGACGAUGAACUCCACAGGUUUUGCAAAUAGCAGUAUGAUAAACGUGACAUGCAAUGAAAAUGCGAAACUCCAAGGCAACGCAUCCAUCACCUGUAGCAACGGAACUUGGUCAGACUUACCUACCUGUCAGAUAUACAGAUGUUACACUCCUUCAGUAAGAUCACAUGCUAACAUAGAGGAUGUUACUGAGUAUUUAAUAAACUCAGCUUAUAACGUUACAUGUGACAAAGGUUAUGAAGGUAGUGUUACAGCACAAUGUGAAAGUGAUGGGAAUUGGAAUAUAACAGGCUUCUGUGGAAUUCAAACAUGUCCCAACCCUAUUGAGAUCAGUAACUCGAAAGAUGUCUACAACACCUCGAUUGGCUACAGUUGGAAUGAUACUUUCACUUAUAGUUGCCUGAACGGAAGUGAUAUGUAUGGAAACGAAACUAUCAAAUGUCAGCAUGAUGGUACUUGGACAAAUCCUCCCCAGUGUCUUCAGAGAUGUUCUCAACCUGAUAUAGCAAACAGUAACCUGACAAUAAACUCCACAAGAUAUGAUGGUAGUGUUACAGCACAAUGUGAAAGUGAUGGGAAUUGGAAUAUAACAGGCGUCUGUGGUAUUCAGACAUGUCCCAACCCUAUUGAGAUCAGUAACUCGAAAGAUAUCUACAACACCUCAAUUAGCUACAGUUGGAAUGAUACUUUCGCCUAUAGUUGCCUGAACGGAAGUGAUAUGCAUGGAAACGAAACUAUUGAGUGUCAGCAUAAUGGUACCUGGACAAAUCCUCCCCAGUGUCUUCAGAGAUGUUCUCAACCUGAUAUAGCAAAUAGUAACCUGACAAUGAACUCCACAAGUUUUGCAAAUAGCAGUAUGAUAAACGUGACGUGCAAUAAAAAUGCGAAGCUCCAGGGAAACGCAUCCAUCACCUGUAGCAACGGAACUUGGUCAGACUUGCCUACUUGUCAGAUAUACAGAUGUUACACUCCUUCAGUAGGAUCACAUGCUAACAUAGAGGAUGUUACUGAGUAUAUUAUAAACUCUACUUACAAUGUUACUUGUGACAAGGGUUAUGAUGGAACUGUUACAGCAGAUGUAAAAGUGAUGGUAACUGGAAUAUCAGGCGUCUGUGGAAUUCAAACAUGUCCCAACCCUAUUGAGAUCAGUAACUCGAAAGAUGUCUACAACACCUCGAUUGGCUACAGUUGGAAUGAUACUUUCACUUAUAGUUGCCUGAACGGAAGUGAUAUGUAUGGAAACGAAACUAUCAAAUGUCAGCAUGAUGGUACUUGGACAAAUCCUCCCCAGUGUCUUCAGAGAUGUUCUCUACCUGAUAUAGCAAACAGUAACCUGACGAUGAACUCCACAGGUUUUGCAAAUAGCAGUAUGAUAAACGUGACAUGCAAUGAAAAUGCGAAACUCCAAGGCAACGCAUCCAUCACCUGUAGCAACGGAACUUGGUCAGACUUACCUACCUGUCAGAUAUACAGAUGUUACACUCCUUCAGUAAGAUCACAUGCUAACAUAGAGGAUGUUACUGAGUAUUUAAUAAACUCAGCUUAUAACGUUACAUGUGACAAAGGUUAUGAAGGUAGUGUUACAGCACAAUGUGAAAGUGAUGGGAAUUGGAAUAUAACAGGCUUCUGUGGAAUUCAAACAUGUCCCAACCCUAUUGAGAUCAGUAACUCGAAAGAUGUCUACAACACCUCGAUUGGCUACAGUUGGAAUGAUACUUUCACUUAUAGUUGCCUGAACGGAAGUGAUAUGUAUGGAAACGAAACUAUCAAAUGUCAGCAUGAUGGUACUUGGACAAAUCCUCCCCAGUGUCUUCAGAGAUGUUCUCUACCUGAUAUAGCAAACAGUAACCUGACAAUAAACUCCACAAGUUUUGCAAAUAGCAGUAUGAUAAACGUGACAUGCAAUGACAAUGCAAAACUCCAAGGCAACGCAUCCAUCACCUGUAGCAACGGAACUUGGUCAGACUUGCCUGCCUGUCAGAUAUACAGAUGUUACACUCCUUCAGUAGGAUCACAUGCUAACAUAGAGGAUGUUACUAAGUAUUUAAUAAACUUAGCUUAUAACGUUACAUGUGACAAAGGUUAUGAUGGAACUGUUACAGCACAAUGUGAAAGUGAUGGUAACUGGAAUAUAACAGGCGUCUGUGGUAUUCAGACAUGUCCCAACCCUAUUGAGAUCAGUAACUCGAAAGAUAUCUACAACACCUCGAUUAGCUACAGUUGGAAUGAUACUUUCGCCUAUAGUUGCCUGAACGGAAGUGAUAUGUAUGGAAACGAAACUAUUGAGUGUCAGCACAAUGGUACCUGGACAAAUCCUCCCCAGUGUCUUCAAAGAUGUUCUCUACCUGAUAUAGCAAAUAGUAACCUGACAAUGAACUCCACAAGUUUUGCAAAUAGCAGUAUGAUAAACGUGACAUGCAAUGACAAUGCAAAACUCCAAGACAACGCAUCCAUCACCUGUAGCAACGGAACUUGGUCAGACUUGCCUGCCUGUCAGAUAUACAGAUGUUACACUCCUUCAGUAGGAUCACAUGCUAACAUAGAGGAUGUUACUGAGUAUUUAAUAAACUCAGCUUAUAACGUUACAUGUGACAAAGGAUAUGAUGGUAGUGUUACAGCACAAUGUGAAAGUGAUGGGAAUUGGAAUAUAACAGGCGUCUGUGGUAUUCAGACAUGUCCCGACCCUAUUGAGAUCAGUAACUCGAAAGAUGUCUACAACACCUCGAUUGGCUACAGUUGGAAUGAUACUUUCACUUAUAGUUGCCUGAACGGAAGUGAUAUGUAUGGAAACGAAACUAUCAAAUGUCAGCAUGAUGGUACUUGGACAAAUCCUCCCCAGUGUCUUCAGAGAUGUUCUCUACCUGAUAUAGCAAACAGUAACCUGACAAUAAACUCCACAAGUUUUGCAAAUAGCAGUAUGAUAAACGUGACGUGCAAUGACAAUGCAAAACUCCAAGGCAACGCAUCCAUCACCUGUAGCAACGGAACUUGGUCAGACUUGCCUGCCUGUCAGAUAUACAGAUGUUACACUCCUUCAGUAGGAUCACAUGCUAACAUAGAGGAUGUUACUGAGUAUUUGAUAAACUCAGCUUAUAACGUUACAUGUGACAAAGGAUAUGAUGGUAGUGUUAAAGCACAAUGUGAAAGUGAUGGGAAUUGGAAUAUAACAGGCGUCUGUGGUAUUCAGACAUGUCCCAACCCUAUUGAGAUCAGUAACUCGAAAGAUAUCUACAACACCUCAAUUAGCUACAGUUGGAAUGAUACUUUCGCCUAUAGUUGCCUGAACGGAAGUGAUAUGUAUGGAAACGAAACUAUUGAGUGUCAGCACAAUGGUACCUGGACAAAUCCUCCCCAGUGUCUUCAAAGAUGUUCUCUACCUGAUAUAGCAAAUAGUAACCUGACAAUGAACUCCACAAGUUUUGCAAAUAGCAGUAUGAUAAACGUGACGUGCAAUAAAAAUGCGAAGCUCCAGGGAAACGCAUCCAUCACCUGUAGCAACGGAACUUGGUCAGACUUGCCUACCUGUCAGAUAUACAGAUGUUACACUCCUUCAGUAGGAUCACAUGCUAACAUAGAGGAUGUUACUGAGUAUUUAAUAAACUCUACUUACAAUGUUACCUGUGAGAAGGGAUAUGAUGGAACUGUUACAGCAGAAUGUGAAAGUGAUGGGAAUUGGAAUAUAACUGGCAUCUGUGGUAUUCAAACAUGUCCCAAUCCUUUGCACAUCUCAAAUUCAGAAGAUAACUACGAUUUGUCUAAAAACUACAGUUGGAAUGAUACGUUUGUCUACAGAUGUUUAAAUGGAAGCGAUAUGGAUGGAGCUGCCUUAAUCAUAUGUCAGCAUGAUGGAUCAUGGACAAAGUCACCUAAGUGUCUUAAAAGAUGUGCCAUUCCUACUUUGGACAACGUUAAUUUGACAUCCAUUACUCAUUCGAGCUUUACUGACGGAUCCACUGUGACAGUAACCUGUGUUGAUAAUGCAAAUCUCAUCGGAAACAGCACCAUAACCUGUUAUAACGGCACAUGGACCAAUCCACCUGAAUGUAAAAUCUUCAAAUGUGAUCCACCCUCUUUAAAGCAGCACAUCACUAUAGAAACGGUUGCCAUCUACCAAGUGAACACCUCCUAUGACCUAAAGUGUGAAAUGGGCUACCAUAAAGAUACUGAUCUAUCACUAUUAGCACGUUGUAAUGUGGAGGGAGAAUGGGAGAUGGAGGGGACUUGUUUCAUUGAUUCAUGUGGACUUGCUCCUGAUGUUCCCUACUCGUCACACACUGGAAGUUCCUAUCUUUAUCAUGAUUACUACUAUAACGAUACCCUCUUUUACACAUGCAGCAACAUCACUGAAAUGGAUGGUGUUAGUAAGGUUAGUUGUCAAGCUGGUGGCACUUGGACCUCUCCACCAGUAUGUGUGAGGCUAUGUCUGGACACUCCACCAGCUUUAGUUCAUGGAGAAUACUCAGCCACUGGGAAUAGACUCAAUGAUACAGUGGCUUACACUUGUGAUACUGGAUACACCAUCGCAGAGAACGAGACUGAUGUGCUACGUUGUGCUGAAUCUUAUGACUGGGAACCCAGACAUCCUGGAAACUGUUCUAGAAAGCUUUGUGGAUAUCUUUCUGAAGUGAAGAACGGGGAAAUCGUUGAUAACAAAAUUAACCUUUAUUAUAACGAUUCAGCUUCCUAUCAAUGUAACUUCGGUUACCGAAUGGACGGAAAAUCCGUGGUCACAUGUCUCGCUACUGGCUAUCUAUCGGAGACCCCUUCGUGCGUAUUUGAUGGUUGCAGAGUACCUAAAGUAAAGAAUGGUGUCUGGUUGGGAGAGGAAGCACCUGGAGAACCUCUGGAGAUGCAGUGUGAUGACGGGUAUCUUCAAACUCUCGGAAUCAUAAGUAUUAUCUGUUCCUCUGCUGACAGAGAGUUCGAAAACAUUGCAGAAUGUGUAAAAGAAUCAAAGAGUGGCUUUGUAUCAGCUUUGACAAGUUCUACUGGAAUAAGCAUAACAAGCGUCAUUAUCGUCGUCUUUACUGCGUGUUUGGUUGGGAGUGUUUACAUUUUCACAAAGAAAAAAGUGGCUGAUCCUAGCAUGGGUAACGGAGGUCAUCCUAAAAAUGGGAUACCAAUGAGUUUUGUUAACCACGGCUGUGAUGUAGAGGAUCUAGUCAAUGAAAAAAGGGAUAGGAUGCAGUCGAUAAUUUUUAUUAAGAAUGCCGAAAACUUAACAAUCUACGGGAAUGAAGGACAUCCUACUUCAACACCAUCCGCUUCAACUGUAAAGUUGAAUCCCCUAUUUGAGGAUAAAUCUCAGGUUUCCUCUCAUUCAAUUGGCGAUGCUGCAAUUGAUAGAACACCAGGAAGGAAGUGGGUAAAGCCGACACCUUUAGCUCUACCUGAGGGAUAUAAACCCCACCUUCCAGACUUAGAUAGUAUGUUUAUGGUAGAGGACUCCUGAAAUUCUUCAUUGAUCGAUUGCUUAAUUGACAUUUAGGUAGGAUAUAGUUAUAACUGGAUGCUUCGA
This is a messenger RNA of Bolinopsis microptera, 7704 nucleotides long. Its product is annotated as sushi, von Willebrand factor type A, EGF and pentraxin domain-containing protein 1-like. The record is from RefSeq and is a predicted model, not a curated record. NCBI's taxonomy places the organism in Eukaryota, Metazoa, Ctenophora, Tentaculata, Lobata, Bolinopsidae.